Molecule: messenger RNA, 687 nt
Organism: Talaromyces amestolkiae
Lineage: Eukaryota; Fungi; Ascomycota; Eurotiomycetes; Eurotiales; Trichocomaceae
Exons: 1
Coding region: 1-687 (228 amino acids)
Source: RefSeq, a predicted model, not a curated record
AUGCACUUCCUCCUACUCGGUGCCAGUGGACGAACUGGCCAGCAUGUUGUAUCUGAACUGCUCUCACAGGGUCAUACAGCGGUAGCCCUCGUGCGUACCUCUAGCAGCCUCGGCCCUCGUCCUGGCCUCAAUAUCGUCAUUGGCUCUGUGCUAUCGAAAUCCGACAUACAGAGCGCUCUUUACGCGACCCCUUCUCUAUUACCUUCCGCGGCGAUCAUCACCUUGAACACAGUUCGCAAGUCUGACAGCCCUUUCGCAGCUCAGGUUUCGCCUCCUCGUUUUCUAGCCGAUUCAUGCGCCAAUGUCUGCGAGGUUCUAGAGCAGGCUGGCAUUCAUCGAGUGGUGAUUAUGUCGACAGCAGGCGUAGGAGAUUCAUGGGCUAGACUGCCGUUGUUGAGUAAGGCAUUCAUGUCGUGGACCAAUGUCAAAUACGCGCUCGAGGACCACGGCCUCAUAGACAAGGAGAUCCGGGAAACGAAGAUGGAUUGGACGCUCGUGAGAGCGGUGAGGCUAGAAUUUGACGAUCCGAAGCCGACUAAGACGAAGCGGGAAGUAAGGACGCUGGGCAGUAAGGGCGAUGGAAUGAGCUUGACCGAUAGCGUAGGUAUUGCUAGUGUAGCGAGUUUCUUGGUCAAGGUUGCGGUUGAUGGACUUUUUAUUCAAAGCGCAGUUGUCGUGGCUGAUUAA